AUGUUGAAACCUAACAUUUCGACGGUAGCGGUAAAAGAGCUAGAAGCUUUCGAUUUUUUCACGAACCGGUUUCAUUAUGAGGAGAGCGCGAAGAAGCUCUCUGUGGAUAAUAAAUCGAUAAAAGAAGUUGAGCUUUCGAUUGUUUCGUGGAAACGGUUUUUUGGGAAGGAAACUUCGAAGAAGUAUUUUUUAGCAAAGAAGAAUUUUGAGGUGAGGUUAUCUCAUUUGUUACGGAGAAAAUUAAUGGCGAUAGAAGUGACGGGGAAGAUGACCGAUGCUUCUCCGUCGCUACUCGUCACAUCCGGUGCGAGUGGACGCGUAAAUGCUUUGCUAUCGCUGCGGUUGUUGAAGAGUCUUGUAAUGUUGAUUAAUGCGUUUGUUAUGUUCACGCUUUUGCCGUUCCGAGGACGGAGACGCUGUGUGACAGCAUUAGCAGAUAAAUCAUCAAAGGAUGAGAAGCAAGAAAGUAGCAGUGUCAGGAAGACUACGGUGCUGCGUGUCCCUGCGGCAAUGGUUACCCGGAGGAGCAAUUUGGGGGCAACGGGGGAGCAGGAGGUGGUCGCAAGGAGAGCACUUGCAAUCAAGGGCGCGACUAUGGACAAGGACAGUUCCACGGUUAGAGAAGUUUUCCUCUUUGUUACUUCGAGAGGUGAAACGCUAUUCACGCAGACGUGGACGCCUGUUUCCGUCAACAUCAAGGGAGUUGCUAUUAUUUUGCAUGGCCUGAAUGAACACAGUGGCAGAUACAGUGACUUUGCAAAGCAGCUUAAUGUCAAUGGGUUUAAAGUUUAUGGAAUGGAUUGGAUUGGACAUGGUGGAAGUGAUGGUUUGCAUGGCUACGUACAUUCUCUUUGUUAUGCCGUUAGUGACAUGAAAGCAUUUGUAGAGAUGGUCACUGCAGAAAAUCCCGGCCUUCCAUGUUUUUGCUUUGGACACUCAACAGGUGCAGCCAUUGUCUUAAAGGCAUUGUUGGACCCAAAAAUUGAAGCUGUCAUAGAAGGUGUGGUGUUGACUUCACCAGCACUACGAGUUCAGACAUCCCAUCCAAUCUUUGGGAUGCUGGCUCCUAUUUUCUCAUUCUUAUUACCGAAGUAUCAAUUUAGUGCUGCAAACAAGAAGGGAAUGCCAGUAUCUCGCGACCCCGAGGCACUACUAGUCAAGUAUUCAGAUCCACUUGUGUACACUGGUUCAAUUAGGAUCAGGACUGGCUCAGAGAUUCUCCGAAUCACAACCUAUUUGCAGCAGAACUUGAGAAGAAUAAGUGUACCAUUUCUCGUUCUCCAUGGCACUGCUGAUACUGUAACUGACCCUGAAGCCUCACAAAAAUUGUAUGAAGAAGCCUCGUCAACAGACAAAUCGAUCAAAUUGUAUGAAGGAUUCUUACAUGAUCUCCUUUUUGAACCUGAACGAGAGGAUAUUGUCAAACACAUCAUCGACUGGUUGAAUUCUAGGGUGAAGGUUUAAAGGUGUGCAUUGAGAGAAUGACAUGAGGAUUACUUAAGAAAAGAUAGCAAAAUUGCUACUGUGGCAAGCUAUUUUUUUCUCGAUGGCCACCUUGAAGAUGUCCAAUGAGCUUAAGGGUUAAUGCUGUAGACUUAAUUUAUUUUGGCACUCGCAGUAUCUG
Messenger RNA from Telopea speciosissima, 1624 nucleotides. RefSeq names its product monoacylglycerol lipase-like. Bases 1 to 1464 code for a protein of 487 amino acids. The record is from RefSeq and is a predicted model, not a curated record. Gene Ontology annotation, cellular component: membrane. Gene Ontology annotation, molecular function: lipase activity. The transcript is spliced from 8 exons. NCBI's taxonomy places the organism in Eukaryota, Viridiplantae, Streptophyta, Magnoliopsida, Proteales, Proteaceae.